AUGCACAUCAAUCUGUCAUCCGCCAAAAUCUCCGAGUCUUCAAUGGACAUGGAGAACCUGAACUUGAAUCCGCGCAAGCGCACUCGCAAGCCCAGACAGGCUCGGCAAAGCGAACUGUUGAACCGCAUCCACCGUUUGGAGAGUAUCGUCGGCCAGGUCGAGUCUGCCGCCGCCGCCAAGCCUCCGCUGGGGACACUCAUCAAGGCGGAAUCUGAUGCGCCUCAUGCCCAGGAACAAAAAGAGGCACCAGGCAACGCUGUGACAAAUGCAGGGUCAGCGACGACAUCCCGUGAGACAUCUGUGGCCCCGAACAACUAUCUCAGCAGCGACUUCUGGUCGAAUUUAUGCGACGAGGUCGAUGGGAUCAAGCAAGCUCUGGACCAGUCGUCGGAGAGCGACAAUUCAGAUGACGACGAAGGAUUGUUUUUCAGCUCCGAGUCUCCCUCCCAGACGCACACAUCCCCUGUAGCUACGUCCGGCUUGAUUACGACUUUUUCAGGCGACAUAAACUCCUACGGUCCACAACAUCCUUCACAGGCUCAAAUCAGGCAUCUUUCGCGGACAUAUUUCACCAAUGUUGAUCCCGUCAUCAAGAUUCUUCAUCGUCCAACCGCUGCCGCAGAGCUUACUCACUUUGCCGACUCGCUGGACGCCAAGACCAUCAGCAACGACACGGCAGCGCUCUUUUUUGCCAUGUAUUAUGCCGCUGCCACCUCCAUGAGUCAUGAAGAAUGUCUGCUUUUCUUGUCAGAGGACAGAUCCAGCAUUAUCCGGCGUUAUCAGCAAAACCUUGAGCGAGCGCUGCACAGAGCCGACUACCUGUGCAGCUCAAAGCUCAAGACCAUCCAAGCCUUCACUAUUUAUGUGGCCGUCCUUCGCUCUCAUGGUGCUAGCAGGUCUUCCUGGGCGCUCCUGGGUCUUCUCAUCCGCCUCGCCCAAGGUCAAGGUCUUCAUCGUGAAGGAGCAUUGCUUCCUAACCUGAGCCCCUAUGAGACAGAGCUGCGCCGCCGUUUGUGGUGGAUGAUCAUUGUUCUUGACGUCCGGGCCGCCGAAGACCGCGGCACCGAAGUCAUCAUUCUCCCCGGGUCCUACGACACCCACAUGGUAGCCAACAUUAACGACGAGGAUUUUGGCCCGGACACUCUCACGAAACUCGUAGACAGAUCCGGACCCACCGACAUGAGCUUUGGCUACGCAACGGCCAUGGCAUCGGGCACCCUCGGCUCCAUCAAGCACCCUCCCAUCCAACAUUUGAACCCAGACAUCAACGACGCAGCCACCCUGUCUUCCGUCUCGUCCCCUGCCCUCGGCACAGCCUCCAACUCGCCCACGGAAGAAGUCAUCGUCCGCCAGGCCCAGCGCCUCGAAGCCCUCUUCCUGACGUCGCCCACGGCCCCGUCCCUCGCCAUCGACAGCCACCCCGCCGCCGGGCCGGCCGCCAUCACGACGAGGGUCAUCAUCCUCAAGCUCUGGCUCUCGCUGCAGUACCCCUUCCAGCACCGCCCCGCGUCCCUGCACCCGCCCCGCCUCCGCGUGCCCCGCCCUACCAUGCUGCGCACCGCCAUCUCCGUCCUCGAGCUCGUCCACCAUGCACGGCAGCACCCCCAGGCCGCGCGCUUCCACUGGUGGUACGACAUGUACCCCCAGUGGCACCCGCUCGCCGUGGCGCUGGCCGAGCUGUGCGCGCAGACGGAGGGCGAGCUCGUCGACAGAGCGUGGGUCGUCGUCGAGGGGGCGGUCCCGAGACUCGAGAGCAUGGUGGCUGACACGAGGAAAGGGCCGCUGUGGCGACCGGUGAAGAAGCUGUUGAAAAAGGCGAGGGGGCUGCGGGCCGAAGCUCUGAAGAGGAGAGGCGGCGGAGUGACGCAUGCUCCGCAGGGGACGAACGUGGCGGUUGUGGAAGAAAACAACGACGGCGUCACUGACGAUGUCAUGUUACCUGCGGCGACUGAACUUGCUGCCGAGCCCUAUGCGGCGGACGCAGGAGACGCCCAAGCCGACUUAUCCUUCCUCAGUGAGCCGUGGCAAUGGGACAGUGCGCAGGAGUUGUACGACGAAUGGGUUGCCCCUGUCGAGGGGGGUGAUCCAUCUAUGGACUGGACGACCUGGAAUGAGUUCUUAGAUGACGCGCAGGUGGAGGGGUCGCCGAGUGAAUAA
Verticillium dahliae VdLs.17 is the source of this 2157-nucleotide messenger RNA. RefSeq names its product fungal specific transcription factor domain-containing protein. The coding region runs from base 1 to 2157 and encodes 718 amino acids. NCBI's taxonomy places the organism in Eukaryota, Fungi, Ascomycota, Sordariomycetes, Glomerellales, Plectosphaerellaceae. Gene Ontology annotation, molecular function: zinc ion binding; DNA binding. The transcript is spliced from 2 exons. Gene Ontology annotation, biological process: DNA-templated transcription. The record is from RefSeq and is a predicted model, not a curated record.